GUUGAAAUUUUGGAAGUACGCUGGCGCAUAGUAUCGCAUCCUGCAAGCCGACAGUGGUAUCGAAACGGCUUUCACUGCUUAGUAGUUCGAAGUGGGUGUGACCUCAGCAGUACAGUUCAUCCUGCUACUCUUGUUUUCAUUCGUCACACGAAUUUCACGCCAAAAUGAGCCAACAACAGUACUAUCCAUUCAAGUGUACUCCCACGGUGUACCCCGCCGAACCCUUCGACCCGGUCGAGGAUGCCGCCACUUUGAAAAAAGCCAUGAAAGGCAUGGGGGCUGACGAAAAAGUCAUCAUCGACGUUCUAGCUCGUAGAGGAAUCGUCCAACGACUCGAAAUUGCCGAAACAUUUAAAACCUCCUAUGGCAAAGACCUAAUCUCCGAACUGAAAAAAGAACUUGGGGGAAAAUUCGAAGACGUCAUUGUCGCUCUUAUGACACCAUUACCCCAGUUCUACGCCAAAGAACUCCACGACGCCGUUGAGGGAAUGGGCACCGACGAGGAGGCCAUCAUCGAAAUCCUUUGCACUCUGUCCAAUUAUGGCAUCAGGACGAUAGCGCAGUUUUACGAAAACAUGUACGGAAAAUCCCUCGAGUCUGACCUCAAAGGUGACACUUCCGGCCAUUUUAAGAGACUUCUCGUGUCUCUCUGCCAAGCAAAUCGCGACGAAAAUCAAGGGGUAAACGAAGCUCAAGCCACCGCGGACGCCGAAGCCUUAAUUGCCGCCGGCGAGGGCAAAUGGGGAACUGAGGAAUCUCAAUUCAAUCAAAUUUUAAUCACACGAAGCUACCAACAACUCAGGGCCACUUUCGCUGAAUAUGAGAGACUGGCAGGACACGAUAUUGAGUCUGCAAUCAAGAAGGAAUUCUCGGGAAGCAUUCAGAAAGGACUGCUCGGCAUCGUCAAAUGUGUGAAGAGCAAAGUUGGAUAUUUUGCUGAGCGUUUGCACGACAGCAUGGCUGGGAUAGGCACCACCGACAAAACUCUAAUUCGCAUCAUUGUCUCCAGGUCGGAGAUUGAUCUGGCCGAUAUCAAACAGGCCUUUUUGGACAAAUAUGGAAAAACUCUGGAGAGUUGGAUUUCUGGCGACACCUCCGGAGAUUACAAGAAAGUCCUUCUGGCCAUCGUUGACUAAUUCACCACUACCUCUCUGUAAAACGCACCAUUACUAUAGCUUCAUCAAUACUGCCAUUCACUUAAAAUAAUCGUCCCAAUAAUCGGCACUCAACGUGUUAUUUUUCUAUAUUGCAGGAUGAUUUGGGUGGAGACCUCAGUUAUUUGUUGGUAACUUUAACAGCUGGUUAAAGCUCAGGAUUACAACUCGACGAUUCAAUUAUUCUAAGCUUAUUGUAUUCGAUUUAGACCUUAGUUUAGUGGCCUUAAAAACUCAGAGCUUUAUAUUUAUAAUGUUAAAGAUGUUACUAAUUAAUUUUAUCGAUGAAGUAAAUUUAAAUCUAGGAGAGGGUGCGGGCAUUUCUUUUUUAUGUAUGAGAGUAUUUUUUGUGAUGAUUGUUUAUAAAUGUGCUUAAGUGGUGCUUAAAAUUAAAACUAUAUUUAAAAUACUGUUAA
Tribolium madens (black flour beetle) is the source of this 1570-nucleotide messenger RNA. RefSeq names its product annexin B9. Gene Ontology annotation, molecular function: calcium-dependent phospholipid binding; calcium ion binding. The transcript is spliced from 6 exons. Gene Ontology annotation, cellular component: cytoplasm. The record is from RefSeq and is a predicted model, not a curated record. Bases 165 to 1136 code for a protein of 323 amino acids. Lineage: Eukaryota; Metazoa; Arthropoda; Insecta; Coleoptera; Tenebrionidae.